GGCAGGGAGGACGACACAGAGAGAGAGAGAAGGGCCGCCCGCCCGCCCGUGGGACCAGGAGGACGAGGUGGAAAAGAUGCGGAAAAUCGGUUGAAGAGAAAAUAUCCUCCCAGGUUUAUCGAGUCUACCUACCAUGGGCGACAUGACCACUCCUGACUUUGAUGACCUGUUGGCAGCCUUUGACAUCCCAGACCUCGACCCAAAGGACUCCAUGGACUCGGGGCAGGAGGAGGCGACUGCGAAGCCGGCCGCGAAGGCAGCGGGCGGAGACGAGCCGGAGGUGGCCGCCGACGAGCCGGCGGUCAGCGUGAUCGUCAAGAACAGCCUGAGCCCCAGGAGCUGCGACGCUGCCGCUGCUUCCGCCCCCCCCGUGUCGGCGCCAGGGCCGCUCCCCGUCCCUUCCCGCGGCAAGGAGGCCCCCCACUACCAACCCAACCCCCUGCCCAACGGCUUCGAGACGGCCGCCGGACCGAGAUCCCCGCGCCCGGCGUCUCCGGCCUCCGACUCCGAGGGCUGGACGGAGACGCGGGACGGGGACGGGGACGGUGCGGAGGUUCCGAGCCCCCCACGCGCCGCUCCAAGCCCCCCCCUCCCCGAUGCCAAGUCGGACGAAGAGCAGUCGGACGAAGAAGAGGAGGAGGAGGGGGAGGAGGAGGAGGAGGAGGAGGCGAGGGGUACCCCCAGCUCCCCCCUCUUCCCCGAGGGCGAAACGAAGGGCGAAGAACGGCCGCCCUCCCCCGCGGAACACUGCCGGGCGGCGGAGGACGGGGAGAGGGGGAAGGCCAGUUCUUCCGACGAGGAGGAGGAGGAGGAGGAAGACUUAAUGGAGGUGUUGGCGGAGGAUGAGGAUGAGGAUGAGGAUGAAGAUGGGAAGCCGCUGGACGUGGAGUCGGAGAUGGAGGAGCAGAGCAGCGAGGAGCCGGGGGUAGUGGAGGCCGGGGACGAGAGCGGCAACGACCCUGCUCCAGCCGCCGACACGCCGGGUCCGGACCCCCCAGCUCCGGCACUCUCUCCCCGAAGGGACGAAGGCUCGGGGCCGAUCCCGGUCCCAGUCCCGGCCGACUGCCCGGCGGCCAAGGCCACCCCCCGCCCCUUCCCCUCGCCCCCCCUCCUGGGCCGGCAGAUCAAGAGGGAGCCCCAGAGCCCGGCGAGCGUCUCCAGCAACGAGUCGUCCUCUUCGGCCCCCUCCUCGGGGCCCCUCAAGGUGGGGAUCAAGACCGUCAAGACGUCGGGGGGCGGCAUCGUGCGAACGGUGAGGCGGGUGCCGUCCGCAGCGGCCCAGCGGCCCCCCGCCGACGGGGACACCGACUCCGGGGAGGUGAAGGAGGAGGGCCCGGGGGCCGCCAAGGGCCGGGAGGGGGCGGGGGUGGGGGCUGGGGCUGGGGGGGAGGUGAUCAGCCUGCAGCUGCUCAACGGAGCGGUGGUCAAGGGCACGGUGCUGCCGGCCUCCGCCUUCCACACCGCCAGCACCGCCAUGCUGAUGGCGGCCAGCAUCGCCCAGAAGGCCACCCGCUCCCCCGCCACCCCCGUCAAGACCGUGUCGAAGAGCGUGCACCUGGCCAGCCUGAACCUGGUGCCGCAGACGGUCCCGUCCAAGCCGGCGGCCCCCGGGAAGGUGUCAGCGGGCGCCGGCGCUCCACGCAACCAGACGCCGCUGGUGGAAGCCUUCCACAAGCUCCUCAACGGGAAGAACCCACUGCCCACGUACAGGCCCAACCUCAACCCGCCAGCCGACAGCUGCCUGGCGCUGCCGCCCAGCGGCUACCGAUGCCUGGAGUGCGGCGACUCGUUUGCCCUGGAGCGCAGCCUGGCCCGGCACUACGACCGGCGCAGCAUCCGCAUCGACGUCACCUGCAACCACUGCGCCCGGCGCAUGGCCUUCUUCAACCGUUGCAGCCUGAUGCUGCACGCCCGCGAGCACAAGGACAAGGGGCUGGUCAUGCAGUGCUCCAACCUGGUGAUGAAGCCCAUCGCCCUGGAGCAGAUGGUGGGGCAGCCCGACGUGCCGGCGGCCCCCUGCCCAGCGGCAACGCCAAGCGCCAACACUGGCGCCAACACCAGCGCCAGCGCCAGGGCCGAACAACCCUCCCCCGUCCUGCCCCCCUUCCCCGACCCGGCCCUGGUGGAGUGCGACACCUUCACCUGCAACGAGUGCAGUCUCCAGUUCCCCGACAGGAUGGCCCUCGCCGCACACUUCCAGCUCAGCACCCCCAGCACUGCCCCACAGGUGUGCCAGCUGUGCCAGAUGUUGCUGCCCAGUAAGUGCAGCUACGUUGCCCACUACCGGCUACACAAGAGCAAGUCUCCAUACAUCUGUCCCGAGUGUGGGGGGGUGUGUCGGGCCGCUCACAUCCAGACCCACGUCAAGGACGUCUGCUUUCAUUUCACCCGCAAGGUCGGAUACAAGUGCCCCCAGUGUGGGGUGGUGUAUGGGGGUGUCACCUCCGUCAAGGCCCACAUCCAGGAUGUGCACUGUGAGGCUUUCCACAAGUGCCCCAUCUGCCCCAUGGCAUUCAAGUCUGCGCCCAGUGCCCACUCUCACAUCUACACCCAGCACCCGGGCAUCAGCAACCAGCAGGCCAAAGUGAUCCACAAGUGCGCCAUGUGCGACACAGUCUUCACCCACCAGCCGCUGCUCAACACCCACUUCGACCAGCAUCUGACCAAGCAGCGGGUCAGCGUCUUCAAGUGUCCGCAGUGCCCCGUGCUCUUCGCCCAGAAACGCACCAUGGUGGAGCACGUCAAGACCAACCACUCGAGCGGGGAGGAGCGAGGAGGCAUCGGAGAGCCGGCCGGCAGCGGCAACAACGCCGGCAGCGGCCACAACAACAACGCAGGCGGCAGCGGCGGCGGAGACGCCGGAGGCGGAGCCCAGCCCCAAGCCCAGCGCCGACUCGACGGACUCGCCGACCGACGAGUCGUCCUCCAGCCCCAAGGCGGUGCUGAGCCUCCAGCGCAGGAAGGAGAUGCGGCUCAGCUGAAGAACGCGGGCUGGACCUGCGGCCAAUGUCAGACCUGGUUCCCUGAACGCGAGGAGUACAUCACACACAUGAAGAAGGAUCACGGCAAGGCGAUGAAGAAGUUCCCGUGCCGGCUCUGCGAGAGGUCCUUCUGCUCGGCGCCCAGUUUGCGGAGGCACGUGCGGGUCAACCACGAGGGGAUCAAGCGCGUCUACAGCUGCCGGCACUGCAUCGAGGGCAAGAGGACCUUCAGCAGCCGACUAACGCUGGAGAAACAUCUUCAGGUCAUCCACAGCAUCAACAUGGCCGACCACGUCCAGGACCAGGAAAACCUGUUUGAGCGAGUCAGCAUCAAGGUGAGAACGGACCACUCACUCCCUGUCUGUCUACGUCUAUCCGUAAGCGAGGCGGGGCGCUGGAGCGCUGGGGUUCGGACGGGGCCAAGCGGCGUCGCGGUGGCGGUAGCGGGAGCCCCACCGUACCGGUGCAUGAAGUGCGGUUACACCACGGGCAGCUUUGCCGACUUCCACCAGCACAUCCCGCAGCACCGGACCGGCGGCUCGUCCUACCAGUGCCGGCAGUGUGGCCUGUGCUUCGCCGCCCGCCCCUCCCUGGGCCGGCACCUCUUCAUCGUCCACGGGGUGAAGGAGUCGGAGAGCGCCGUGCUGGCAGAGCAGGCCGCCGACACCGACGCCGUACAGCUGGGCGGUGGCCAUGUCAUCUGUGACGUCUGCGGGAAAACCUUCGACAACGAGCCCCUGCUCAAGACUCACUUCCGCACCCACGGCAUGGCCUUCAUCAAAGCCAAGCAGAACUCUCGUCUGCCUCUAA
Molecule: messenger RNA, 3791 nt
Organism: Leucoraja erinaceus (little skate)
Lineage: Eukaryota; Metazoa; Chordata; Chondrichthyes; Rajiformes; Rajidae
Product: zinc finger protein 687-like
Source: RefSeq, a predicted model, not a curated record